Molecule: messenger RNA, 399 nt
Organism: Aegilops tauschii subsp. strangulata
Lineage: Eukaryota; Viridiplantae; Streptophyta; Magnoliopsida; Poales; Poaceae
Source: RefSeq, a predicted model, not a curated record
AUGUCGCUGCCACCACCACCGCCGGCGCUUUCCAGCGGCUCCACUGAGCCGAUGACGAUGGCGCCGCCCCUCACCGCGCCGAUGACGACGGCGCCACCCCUCACCGCGUCGAUAACGUCCGCCGCCGGGACAACCGCGCUGGCGGGCCUCGGCUCCACCGCGGCCCCGGCCGCGCCGCCAUCCCCGGUGCCCUCUGCGCCACCGCCGUCCGCCGUCUUCACGCCGGAGCAGGUCACGGCUACCCUGCGGGACCUCGUCACCGCCGUCCAGGGCCUCCACUUGCAGCAGCAGCAGUACGCGCGGCCGGGCCCUACAUGCACCUGCCGACGGCGCCCGCUACCGCCUACGGCCACCCGCCGUGGCCGGCCCAGGGCGUCUCCCCGUUCGGUGCCCCUCUGA